CCCCGUGUCCCUUUUCCGGCUCUCUUGUUCCAUAUCUUCCGCGAAUGCACCCCCGCCUUCCGGCUUUGUAAAUGCAACUCGUCCUGCUCUACCUGCUUUACUCCUAUUAACAAACCUCUUACCCAGCAGACCCUCUUGCUCAGCUACACUCCCGACUCUCCCUACUCCGAUGUCCAAACCCAUGAACAUAUCAAAUCUUCCACCGGCGGCCCGCAACGCUAUUGCCACAGUGCGCCGCGUACGCAAGCUUUCGGCUCCGUAUCUUCCAACAAUCUGUCGCGUCCUCCUCGUCUCCACUUUCGUCGAAGAUGGCGUCCGUAUCCUUUUCGAGAUGCGCCACCAAGUCGACUUCUUGACACACGAGUACAUGCUUCCUGGCUUCAUUGCCACCUUUAUGCUGCUCAUCAACAUUGUUGUCUCGUUUCUGGCUGUUGUCUUCAUCCUUGGGCGAAAGAAGAUCGCAAGAGGUGCUUACGAAAACUACGCUGCGUACGCUCUCAUCGCAUGCAUCGCGUACCAACAAAUCCUCUACGGCAGACAUUCUCCGAUCGGCUCGGGUAAUGUGGGCUUCCUAGUCAGAAACCUGUGCUUGUCGGGCAGUUUGUUGCUCAUCACAUGCCAGACUCGUAUGGCCUCCGGUCGAAGCGCCCUGCCAAUGGGUUUGCUCGAUGGUCAAACUGACAAGAAGACAACAGUUUCAUAUCUCCAGCUCGCCUCCCGCAUCCUGCUCGUCUUGCUCGCUAUUGAAUUCUCUUUCACUAUGGGGACCGUAGGCACUGUGCUUACUCUACCUGUCAUCCUUGCUGUGCUCGUCGGAUAUCAACUGGAGAUCUCUGGCGGUAUAUUAUUAAUCCUCUACCUCGCCCACAAUAUCAUCCAAUCCGCCUUCUGGUCUGUUUCGGGCUCCUACGUCUCGCAGAUCAUGCAAUACGAGUUUUUCCAAACUGUUUCGAUAAUGGGCGGAUUACUGCUCUUGAUACUAACUGGACCCGGUGAAUUCUCGGUUGACGAGUUGCGGAGUCGAAAAGCUUUCUAACGCGGUCCUCCAUCGUCGAACCUUUAAUAGAGUAGAGGAACUGCAGGCGUUCAUCGGCAGUAUGACGAUUAGUUUGCGGAAACGACGAGGUGAUUAAAAUGUGUACAUUCAACAGCCUGCUGUCCACCUCUGUAUUAGGGGCGAUCUCUAAACUGCAUUCCGUGAUUCCAAACUACCCUCGACGCGAUGGGCCAAGAUAACUUGUCUCUUCCUGGCCAUCUCCGCUUCACAAGACUUACCAAAUGUCGUGAACGGGGCGAGUCAGUCAAUCGCGAUGACCUCAUCCUUCGAUGUUACGACCCGUUUUUGUGGCGAAUCUGGCAGUUGCGCAGCGAUCGGGUCUAGCCGCUGUCGCUUUCGUGCUGGGAUCGCAGUCCUAGCACUUUCGCCGUAAUUUUCUUUCCUUGGGGUUCGGUUUGAAUGUUGCAUGACUGCCGUUUGGCCUGUAGUUUCUUUUCCUGGAGCUGUAUCGCCAUUCUUGAGUGGAUUGGCUACUAGGACACCCUUGUACAGCUUUCCGUUAAUGAUCACCGACACAAAGUACCCGAAGUCCGUAGCUUCAAUUAUACGUCCCGAAAGAGGUGUUCCUUUUGGAAUUGAUGAAGGUCCCAUCAAUGGCAUACUCGGGUCAGGUUCUCCCUUCUCACCGCCAUUCUCAGCGGAAUAGCCCUUUCCUCGGCGCCCUGAUUUGCCCCCGGCUGCCACGCCAGCUGCCUCUGGGCCGAAAUCUGUUGCUCGCAAUCCGAUAGAUUUCAAGUUUGGCAACAGCCUUGCCACUUCUAAUCCUUCCUUGAUAUGACCCAUCCCGUCACAUCCCCCAAAGAGAUAUAUAUUGCUACCCGCCCGAACGAGUCCGUGAAGUAUUCGGCCGUUGCUCGGAUGUAUGCCGUUUGCGAUUAGUCGCGUUGUUUGCAUUGCAUCGAAAUCUAUAAGGAAAAAUGUGGAAGGUGCUAGCAGUUCUUCGCUGUGUAAAAUCCCUCCCCACAUGAGCACCUGAGUCUUUUCUGUGGGCAACGCUAUUA
Chondrus crispus (carragheen) is the source of this 2058-nucleotide messenger RNA. RefSeq lists its product as hypothetical. NCBI's taxonomy places the organism in Eukaryota, Rhodophyta, Florideophyceae, Gigartinales, Gigartinaceae. The record is from RefSeq and is a predicted model, not a curated record. The transcript has 4 exons. The coding region runs from base 170 to 1036 and encodes 288 amino acids. Gene Ontology annotation, cellular component: membrane.